AGGCCGCCCGCGAGCGCCCCUGGCGGCGGGGACCAGGACACACGCCCGCCUGGCCGACCGCCCGCGCCCGCGGCUCGCGCUUGCGCCGCCCGGUGUCUCGGGAGCGAGCUCUGUCCCCGCGCGUCCCCGGCCCGCCCCGCCACCCGCCGGCUCCCGCACGGACUGCAGCGCCGCCGCCCACCGCCGCCUCGGCGCCCUGCUCCCUCCGCUGCCGCGCAGUCAACCACCAGGUGGGCCUUGCACCAGGAUGGCUGAGCCCCGCCAGGAGUUCAACGUGAUGGAAGAUGCUGCUGGUAUGUACAGCAUGGGGGAGAGGAGAGACCUCCCGUCUCAGGGGGGCUGCACCCUGCCGCGGGGAGACAAGAACCACGGCCUGAAAGAAUCUCCCCUGCAGACCCCUGCCGAUGAUGGAGAGGAGCCCGGCUCUGAAACGUCUGAUGCUAAGAGCACACCAACGGCCGAAGAUGUGACAGCACCCUUAGUGGAUGAGGGAGUCCCUGGUGAGCAGGCGGCGGCUCAGCCCCACACGGAGAUCCCAGAAGGAACCACAGCUGAGGAAGCAGGCAUUGGAGACACCCCCAACCUGGAAGACCAAGCAGCUGGACACGUGACCCAAGAGCCUGGGAGUGUCAAGACUGUCCAGGAAGGCUGCCCCUGGGGUCCAGGACUCCACGGCGGUGAAGCCACUGAUCUGAGGACCCCCAAUCUAACCCACCAGCCCGUGUCUGACCUACCUGGGGCUCCCGUCUUGCCUGAAGGCCCCAGAGAGGCCUCACACCAGCUUUGGGGGACAGAGCCCAAAGACACAGUGGGAAGCCGCCUCCACCCUGAACCGCUAGUGAGCCCUCCUUGGGGAGACCCGUGUCCGGAGGGGCCCCCUCUGCAAGGGGACCAGGACAGAGAGAAGCUGAGGGGUGAGGAGGUCGACAAAGACCAAGACUUGGAUGAGUCCUCACCCCAAGACUCGCCUCCCUCCCAGGUCUCCCCAAGUCUGCAGAGCUCCCCCACCCAUGGUGGCUCACCCCCCAAGCCAGAUUCCCGAGAAACCACUGGUGUCCCCACCUCCCCACCUGAGGGUGCUAUCCCUCUGCCUGUGGACUUCCUCACCGAGAUCUCCAUGGAGACCCAGAUCUUAGAGCUUGACAGCCCCCACAUGGAGCCCGGGGCUGAGGGGCAGGGCACCCCCCCCAAGUUCACUUUCCACGUGGAGAUCAAAGCCGGCGCACACAAGGAGCCAGGAGGUUCUGAGGUGGAUUCAGACGGGGCUGCAUGUCCGAGGGUCCCCAGAGAGGAGCAAGAGCUCCAGAGCCCCUCAGAGAGAAAGGACACAAGUAAGACUGUCCUUCCGGAAACUUCUACAAAGCAGCCUGCAGCUGGUCUGCAGGGGAAGCCCGCCAGCCGAGUCCCUCAACUCAAAGCUCGCAUGGUCAGUAAAGGCAAAGAGGGGUCCGGAUACGAUGACAGAAGAGCCAAGGUAAGCUGAAGAAAGCAGCAAGCUGCCGCCCGGUAGAGCCAGAAGCCGCACUUCAAAUCUGAAGGGAUUUCCAUGUGUGAUGUGAGAGUGUUUGUCACUGAAGCGGAACUGCCAUUUAAAGUGCUUUGUGUUUUUAUGCUAAAAAGGGGGGGGAUCUAGGUUUUACCUAUGUUGACACUUACGUCGGGGAGAGCAGUGAGCAGAAUUCAUUCUUCCAGACAGCAGUGCUGCUAUUAGCAUGGUUUACACGAGCCCUUCAUGAAGACACAUCUGUAUUUUCUGUGAUCACCUUGGCAUUUGGCACAUCUCAAACUUUCCACUGCAGACCAGCAAAUACAUGCUUAAGGUCAACCGUUCACUUAGUCAGCAGAGGUGCUGACCACUGAAGUGAUCUCCAACCUAUUUCUGGAAAAGUCCUCGCUUGAAGAAAGCACCUAGGCAAUGAGCUGUGAAGGGCCAGGUGGCGGCCCAUGCGGCUAAGGGCUCACAUCACAGGGCACAAGGACCCAGGUUCAAGCCCCUGAUCCCCACCUGCAGGGGGAAAGCUUCA
Erinaceus europaeus (western European hedgehog) is the source of this 2024-nucleotide messenger RNA. RefSeq names its product microtubule-associated protein tau. The record is from RefSeq and is a predicted model, not a curated record. The coding region runs from base 248 to 1483 and encodes 411 amino acids. Lineage: Eukaryota; Metazoa; Chordata; Mammalia; Eulipotyphla; Erinaceidae. The transcript is spliced from 7 exons.